CUAACUUGAUAAAAUGGACACAUAUUAUAAAUGUUCUUUAUUAAUAGCCUUCUUUUAAGCCCUUUCAUACCACUAUGGCAACGGCGAAUGAUGACAACAGUAUAUCAGAAUACGAAGAAUACAAGUGGUGCACUCAGGAUUGCAAUAUAACUCUCCGACACGCACCUCACAUUGGUAUCCAAGAUGAGUAUGAGAAUGUCGUUGAAUGGCUUACUUUUUCAAAAGAUAUGGAAACGGUAUUCAUUCCUGGCGAAAGACGAAUACGGAUGCCUAUUAAAGAAUGGCAGGGUGGUGAUAGAAAAGAGAAACAUCUUCUUUCGACGGAAAUUGAGAAAUUAUCUCACAAAAUAAAAGAAACCUCAAUAAAACGGAUACUUAUUCCUCUGGUGAUUACAGGAUCCGGAUGGCCUGCUGUUAAGAUACUGCAACCGUUUUUGUUUUACAUACAUUUAUACAGAGGAUGCACACUCACAUUUUGCCAUCCAGACGAGAGGGAAUUUAUUUCUAUGAUGAAAAUAAUCGAUAGUUUUCUGAAAGGUGUAGAAUUGAAAGAAAAAGAGCCUGAGGCACAAUCUGACACUCUUCUUGUGGCUCAACAUUAUAUCGAAUGUGCAACAUGUGGAGAAUAUGCAAAGCUUUAUUGCAAUACAUGCCAUAAGAAUGUUUGCGAAAAGUGUGCUGACGCCCAUCUGAAAGUUGAAGAGUAUAGCGAUCACGAGAUAGUGAUAUAUAAAGAUAGGAGACGACAGAUACCCUUGGAAAGCUGCAGAAGUCAUCCAGGAAAAAAUUUAGAUUUGUGUUGUUUUGAAUGUCAGAGAGCCCUUUGUUCAAAGUGUGCCACAAAACUUGACCACACAGGUCACAAAUUUCUCGAUUUAGAAAUAACUUACGCUGAAAAAAUUCAAAAUGCUGAAAAAAUAAUUGCCGACAUUGAGAAUAACCUCAUUCCUAAGUCGGAAAAAUAUAUUUCGAAAAUCAACCGAAAAAUUGCACGGUUUCAACGUCAGUCAGUAUUUGUUCGUAGGGUAAUGGAGGACGAUUUGCAAAAUAUAAAGAGAGUUGUAGAAAAAGUCUACAAAAUGAAACUGAUGGAACUAGAAAACUUGGAAAAGGACCUUUCUGAUGAACUCAAUAAAGAAAAGAAAUUAGCAGAGGGCUAUUCAGAUUUUUUGAGCCAACUUCUGGGAAAAUAUAAGGAAACUAUAAAACGCAAAAAGCCUUCGGAAUUAAUUAUAUUGGUAAACUCUACUACUAUUCCAGAGAUCCCUAAAUCAAAGAAGGAAAAGGAUGUUGUAUAUACAAAAGGAAAAUGUUUUACAACAAUAACAAACAUUUUUGGAAAUCUUUCGGUGCAAGCGUCAAAGGGUACCAAAGUCUAAUACGAAAAUUAUUA
Molecule: messenger RNA, 1393 nt
Organism: Saccostrea cuccullata (small rock oyster)
Lineage: Eukaryota; Metazoa; Mollusca; Bivalvia; Ostreida; Ostreidae
Exons: 5
Coding region: 75-1379 (434 amino acids)
Molecular function (GO): zinc ion binding
Source: RefSeq, a predicted model, not a curated record